AUGACUCUGCUCUCGCCUCUUCCAGGUGGUGGCAGCUUACCCCUUCACCGCCCGGGGUCCGAGGGAGGUCUCUCUGGGGGCCGGAGAACCAGUGAGAGUCCUGGAGCCCCACGACAAGAAGGGCAGCCCCGAGUGGAGCUUAGUCCAGACGGCGAGAGGCCAGAGCGGUUCAUACUCUCCCAUCUCAUCCUCGCACACGACACUUCUCCGUCGCUCUAUCUCAGCUCUGAAUACGACCAGGACCCGAGUAAAGCCAGGACCCGAGUGAAGCCAGGACCCGAGUGGAGCCAGGACCCGAGUGAAGCCAGGACCCGAGUGGAGCCAGGACCCGAGUGGAGCCAGGACCCGAGUGAAGCCAGGACCCGAGUGAAGCCAGGACCCGAGUGGAGCCAGGACCCGAGUGGAGCCAGGACCCGAGUGGAGCCAGGACCCGAGUGGAGCCAGGACCCGAGUGAAGCCAGGACCCGAGUGAAGCCAGGACCCGAGACCCGAGUGGAGCCAGGACCCGAGUGGAGCCAGGACCCGAGUGGAGCCAGGACCCGAGUGGAGCCAGGACCCGAGUGGAGCCAGGACCCGAGUGGAGCCAGGACCCGAGUGAGCCAGGACCCGAGUGGAGCCAGGACCCGAGUGGAGCCAGGACCCGAGUGGAGCCAGGACCCGAGUGGAGCCAGGACCCGAGUGGAGCCAGGACCCGAGUGGAGCCAGGACCCGAGUGGAGCCAGGACCCGAGUGGAGCCAGGACCCGAGUGGAGCCAGACCAGUGGAGCCAGGACCCGAGUGGAGCCAGGACCCGAGUGGAGCCAGGACCCGAGUGGAGCCAGGACCCGAGUGGAGCCAGGACCCGAGUGGAGCCAGGACCCGAGUGGAGCCAGGACCCGAGUGGAGCCAGAACCCGAGUGGAGCCAGGACCCGAGUGGAGCCAGGACCCGAGUGGAGCCAGGACCCGAGUGGAGCCAGGACCCGAGUGGAGCCAGGACCCGAGUGGAGCCAGGACCCGAGUGGAGCCAGGACCCGAGUGGAGCCAGGACCCGAGUGGAGCCAGGACCCGAGUGGAGCCAGGACCCGAGUGGAGCCAGGACCCGAGUGGAGCCAGGACCCGUGCCAGUAAAAUAA
This is a messenger RNA of Knipowitschia caucasica, 1113 nucleotides long. Lineage: Eukaryota; Metazoa; Chordata; Actinopteri; Gobiiformes; Gobiidae. The record is from the annotation of a GenBank genome assembly.